AUGACAUUCCCUCCCCCCUCCUUAACCUCCCUCGCUGCCGAAAUCGCAUCCAUCCUCAAAGCCCGCAAGGAAACCAUCGCCAUAGUCGAAACGGCGUGUGGAGGGUUGAUUUCGAGUACCUUGUUGAGUGUGCCGGGCGCUAGUGCCUAUUAUAAGGGUGGGGUUACGUUGUAUACGCUUGAGUCACGUAUCGCAUUCGGUGGGUGGACAGAAGACGAUCUCAAAACCUACGACGGCCCAACCCCUACAAUCUGCGAACGUCUCGCCUCCCACCUCCGCCUCACCCUCCCCACCCCACCAACAUACAUCCUCGCCGAAUCCGGCACCGCAGGUCCAACCCCCUCCGGCGUCUCCUCCCUCGCACCCAAGAAAAAUCGUCAACCGGGGUAUUGCGCGAUGGCAAUCGUGGGACCAGGGGGCCAGGUGUUGAGGAGUGUGGACUUUGAGACGGGGGGCGUGGAGAGGAGCGGCAAUAUGGUCGGGUUUGCGGAGGGCUGUUUGAGGGAGUUGCGCGCGGUUUUGGAGUGA
Molecule: messenger RNA, 528 nt
Organism: Saitoella complicata NRRL Y-17804
Lineage: Eukaryota; Fungi; Ascomycota; Saitoellomycetes; Saitoellales; Saitoellaceae
Exons: 4
Coding region: 1-528 (175 amino acids)
Source: RefSeq, a predicted model, not a curated record